UUCAAAGUUGGCGAAAUGCGUCCACUUAUAUCAGUGUAUUCGUAACAACCAUUACGAAAGUUCUAUUCGAUCAAAUAAACCUCACCUCAGCUAUGAUCAAUUACAAUUUUUGUUGACCAAAUUCGACACAUUGACCUUCAUACAAACAAAAUGACUCACUUCGUGGCGUUAUUUUUCGUGGACAGAUUUUGGGCGGAGUAAAACAAUAUCUCGCCUCGCCUCUUCCUCUCUGUCGAAGCCCACGUUUGAAUUAGAUGGCCUUGGAUGCUCUGUCUCUAGCAACCUGUUAUACGUAGCACCAAAGAUUGGCAUUGGAGUAGGAGCUGUACCAUAAUAAAGUAGGAACCCUUCUACAGGUAGUUCCAGAUCUCCAUCUCAAUGGCCCCACACCCAGUGGUGCAGGCCAUCAUUGACCUCUCAGCUGGAGCUAUAGGAGGUACAGCGUGUGUGCUGAGUGGUCAGCCCCUGGACACAGCCAAGGUGAAGAUGCAGACCUUUCCCUCCUUGUACCGAGGCUUUGUCCACUGCUUCUCCUCCACAUACAAACAGGUGGGUCUCCGAGGGCUCUACCAGGGUACCAGCCCAGCCCUGAUGGCUAACAUCGCUGAGAAUUCUGUCCUCUUCAUGAGCUACGGAUUCUGCCAGGAGGUUGUUCGCACAAUGGCAGGACUGGGAACUGAGGCUCCACUCAGUGACAUGCAAAAAGCAUGUGCUGGGUCGGUAGCAUCCAUAUUCUCCUCUCUGGUCCUGUGCCCCACUGAGCUGGUCAAGUGUCGUCUACAAGCCAUGUACGAGAUGGAAGCGUCUGGCAAGAUCGCAAAGGGCCAAAACACGGUGUGGUCGGUGGUGAAGUCAGUGAUGAAGCAAAAUGGUCCUACAGGGUUUUUCACAGGCCUGACCACAACCAUCGCCAGAGAGGUGCCUGGGUACUUCUGCUUCUUCGGGGCCUACGAGCUCUGCCGAACCACCUUUGCUGACAACAUGAAGUGCAGCAAGGAUGACAUAGGAGUGGCCCCUAUUGUGUUCAGUGGGGGUUUCGGGGGUGCAUGCCUGUGGCUGGUGGUCUACCCCUUUGACUGUGUCAAGUCUCGCAUCCAGGUCAUGUCAAUGAUAGGGCGCCAGGAAGGUUUCUUCAAGACCAUGAUGGCCAUCAUGAGGACGGAAGGUGUAAGGGCGCUCUAUUCUGGUUUGACCCCCACCAUGAUCCGCACGUUCCCCGCCAACGGAGCCCUGUUCCUGGGGUACGAGGCCAGCCGUAAGUUCAUGAUGAAACAGUUUGACAGCUGACCUGGUCCUCCUCUGACAACGAUGUCCCCCAUCUCUUUUUUUGCCUUGUCAUUUGUUCUGGUUAACCCUACUACGUUGUCGUUAACCUCCUACAACACUCCGAACUGGUUGAAAUGACCUGAUUUUCAAUGAGUUCUGGUUGUAAGUGGGUUGAGCUUUGCCCGCUGGGUUGGCCUUGGAACCCACACUCCUCAGAGUGAAGCAUUGUGGCUAAUAUUAUGUUUUUAGAUACUUGACUUUAAAUGUGAAUAUACACUGAGUGUAUAAAACAUUAGGAACCUAAUAUUGAGUUGCAUCCCCUUUUGCCCUGAACAGCCUCAAUUUGUUAGGGAAUGGACUCUACAAGGUGUCAAAAGCGUUCCACAGGGAUGCUGGCCCAUGUUGACUCCAAUGCUUCCCACAGAUGUGUCAAUUGGCUGGAUGUCCUUUGCGUGGUGGACCUUUCUUGAUACACACAGGAAACUGUUGUGCAUGAAAAACCCAGCUGCAUUGCAGUUCCUGACACACUUCAACCGGUGCGCCUGGCACCUACUACAGUACCAUUCCCCGUUCAAAAGGCACUUAAAUCUUCUCUGAAUGGCAUACAUUCACAAUCCAUCUCUAUUGUCUCAAGGCUUAAAUAUCCUUUAACCUGUUUCCUCCCCUUCGUCUACACUGAUUUGAAGUAGAUUUAACAGGUGAUAUCAAUAAGGGAUCAUAGACUGACCGGGUGAAUCCAGUUGAAAACUAUGUCAUGGACCUAAUUCUUUGUACACUUGGUGUAAGGUUGAUAUACAGGAUGCAUUUCCAGACCUGAUUUGAAACGGGAUCAAGGUCUGGGAGUGGAGUAUUAGUGUUUUUAUUUUUUUUAUUUUACAGUAUUAAUAAAAUACAUGUUAUUUUAUAAAGCCCUUUUUACAUUCGCAUUUGUCUGUGGUACGUCAGCGCAGAAUCUCAGAAUAGUCAUAAUCUAUUUCUUAAUCUGCGAGAGGGAUAUACUACAAAGCAGAAUCAAGGAGUUAGACAGUUAACUUGGUUAUAUAUUCUGAAAAAACAUUUUAUAUUUUAAAGAAAUAAGCUUCAAAUGUGCAUGGUCCAAUUGGCUCCACAAACAAAAACGCGUAUCUAAGUUUAGCUUUCUUAAAGAACCAGAAAAUGAUCAGUUAUUUCUCUGUUUAUCAAAGUUAGCAGGCUAAUGCAUUGAUCCUGCUUUGUAGUAUACCCCUGAGAUGUUACUGUUCUUUUGUGGUCUCUUCUGUCUACUGCAGAAGGGAAAUGCAUAUACACAGCUAACCGUUAUUUUCCUCCUAUUCUCAACACUCUACUGGAGUGGACUUGACCCGAGGGCUAUACCACAAAGCGGGAUCAAAGAAUUAGCCAGUUAACUUUGAUAAACAACCAGAAAUAACUAUUGCUUUUCUGAUUCAUUAAGAAAUAUGUGUUUUUGGUUGAGCCAAUUAGACCAGGCCAUUUCAAGCUUAUCCUUCUAAAAAAUGACUAAGUUAUUUCAGAAUAUUUAGGCAAGUAAGCUGGGUAACUCAUUGAUCCUUUGUUGUAUACCCCUCUGGCUUACUUGUCAUAGUGCUGGUACACUAUUGAGAGAGGCACUGUAAUAGUACUGUAUUUUCCAGCCAUUCCAAGAAAACAGCACUCGGUAUUCAAAUGCAUUUCAAUACUGCAGCCGGAUUGCCUUUAUGCCAAGUUCCCUGAAAUGUAACUCCAUUAUUCAAAUGUUCAGUGUUUUUCUGUCCUUUUUUUUUUAAUUAAUAUUGGUAACGCUUAACAUUCAGUUGCUCUUAUAGCUGUGUAAUAAUGCUGAAAUUAUUAUAGCAACAACAUUGUACUAACAUGUUAUGUCAGUAACUGCGUUAUAAUUCAUUUGAGCAGUUUUGUAAUUACAUAGGGGAGGAAUUGGGGUGAAGUGUUACCUUAUUAUUGUUUGUCUAUUAACCACUAUUCUUCACCUUGUUUGUCAUGUAAUGUUAUAAUGUGAUGUGCAAGACCAUGAAAUUCUCCGCUUCAAGUAUAAUAUCCAAACUGCCAAUUGCAAUGAUCUGCAGGAGGUAUCAUUCCAUUGUCAAAUAUUCCUUAAACAAGUCUUUCACUUUAGACAUUUUAAAUAUGCAAUAUUUAUUUCAAAUAAAGAUGCAUAUUCUAUUAUUCAUGUUCAGCAAAUUAUCAGGACCGAGUAGCCUAUUAUACUAUCCUACUGUAAAGAGUACAGUACUGUAUAGAGUAAAGAAUACUAACUGUAUAUGUUGGGGGAAAAUAGUUUUGGUAUUGUAAUUACAUGACUUGCAUUAAAAGUGUCACUGCAGGACAAAGAUGUGGGACAUCUCAUGUGCUGCAUUCAGUACUUCACA
Molecule: messenger RNA, 3629 nt
Organism: Salmo salar (Atlantic salmon)
Lineage: Eukaryota; Metazoa; Chordata; Actinopteri; Salmoniformes; Salmonidae
Gene: slc25a15b
Product: solute carrier family 25 member 15b
Biological process (GO): mitochondrial L-ornithine transmembrane transport
Cellular component (GO): mitochondrion
Molecular function (GO): L-ornithine transmembrane transporter activity
Source: RefSeq, a predicted model, not a curated record